CAAAGAGUUUCGCUGUGCAGAUUCACACAACAGCACUAUUCACACACAAUCUCAGCUCUGCUGCAGUCAUCACAGCAUCUGACAACAUGAGCUCAUAUCAAACACAUCACUUGACUGAAUUGAGAAUGAUUUCUUACUGUCCGGUUGUAUCUAAGAAAGGCAAAUAUAAAGAGUCUGUUGUUUUACUGCUUAUACCUCAAUUUGUAUGAUGGUGAAUAUCAAACAACUUAGAAAAGGAAAGCUGUGGUGUGUAAUGCUAAUAAGAAAAAUAGCAUUGGUCAAAUAAACUGGUAGUCCCACCCAAACAAAGCUGUCAUAUCAGGCCUUUCAGUGUUUUGACAAAGCAAUGUAUUGGAUUGACAUGGACAAUUAUUUAAAAAUCUAAUCGGGAUUACAAUUUUGGGUGAAGUAAUUACAUAAUCGUCAAAGUCACAAUUACAGCUGUCCAGUAAUAUGUUUGUACAUAGUAUACAGUGUAUUAGAAAGCAUGCUACACACUAACUUGUCUGUAAUGUCUUGAUGCUAUAUCCAUCAUUUUGUUGUUUGUAAUAAGGAAUUAACUGUUUUUAUCCAGUGUAUAAGAGAUACUGUAGUUAUUGUUUGUGGAAAGAUAAAUCCCUUGCUUUUAUCUGUCUUGGACCUCCUGCUGUAAGCAAUGAGAUUAACUGAAAAUGUGUGCCUCUGUCUUAUUAUGAGAUGAUCUAAUCCCCGAAAUCACAUAUUUCACAUUUCAGACAUGAUAGCAUGAUAUUAGCCUUAGGACAAAACAAUAUGUUGGCAAACUAGGGAUUAAGUUUAAUUCAAGAUUCAAGAUCUUGCCUUUUGAUGCUUUGAAUGAUGCUACAUUUAUUAUUUUAUGUAUUGUUGAUUUUCAGUCUUUUUGAAAAACCCAAAUCUGUCCUGAUUCACUCUAUUGUUUCUUAUCUCAGUGACCCACAAAAAGAGUUUUAGAACGGGGGAGUGGGUUUGAGAUCUAGGACAUGCUCUGAAAUUCCUUAAUCUUGCUCUUGUUGAUGUUUUAAGACUUUAAUACCAAGUACAGUGGUGCAUUAAGACAUGGGGAAUCAUGGGACUUCAUUUAAUGGGGGUGCAUGAGGCGCCUGCAAAAAAAGCGUGGCCGCGAUUUUAACAACUUAUUUUAAUGUCACUGUGCUGUCCCUAAACCUGUUUGGGACAAGGAGCAUGUGCCCCUGCUGCACAGACGCAGGUGGUACAUUUGACUUCAUGUGGCGCUCCACAGACCGAUCAGCGUAUGACAUCAAGUACAGUGAGAGCAGUUUAAAAACAAUACUCCUCUCCUUUGUCAUAUGCAGAUACAGCAGGAAUGUGUCCAAAAUAGCCCCCUAUAUCUUCUUCAUUCACUAUUCUCAUACAUUAGUUCACAUGUAGUCCACUUAAAUGAGUUAAUGAAAACGAGUGAGUGAAUUCUGACACUAAGCGUUGUAAGCAACAUUAGCAAUGGAUAGAAACUAAGGCUUCACACACACAGAUCGAUGCAGUGCUUUCAGUCUUUUUAAGCAUGAUGUGAUUUUGGUUGUGUGCCUGAGUAUUUCCAGUUAAACUUAAAGUUGUGAUUAUGGUAAUAGAGAUUUUAACAGUAUUUGUCAAGUGUGUUGUUAUGUACAAUAAACGUGUCCUGGAUGUUGUGUUUUUAGUGUGUAUGCUUUCCAGUGUUACAUAUUAUAGACUUAUGUGUGUAUGAUUUGAAAGCUUAGUUUAAUUUUGAGUACAGGUGAAAUGGUUUUGAAGGAAUUGUUUGAGUCAAGGGUUUUGUGAAUUUAGUUUGACAAUUUGGAUUUGUGUUUAAGGUUUUGAGAAAUUCUUGUUUUAGCAAUUCAGAAAAACUGUAAAACUAGUCAUGUCUGUUUCUAUGCAGUUUAACUGGAAAUACUCAGGUACACAACCAAAAUCACAUCAUUCCUUAGUUUCUAUUCAUUUUAUAUAGAUACAGAUCCAACAUAACCAUAUUAAUUCAUUACCCAUAAGGCAUUUUAAAUGUAUAGUAAUAACAGCAAUAUUAUUGGCAUUUGGUUUUGUGGGUGUGACUUCAUUAUAUGAUGGUUGGAUCUUGGUUGAUGUCUAGUGCUUCAGGCUUUUUAAUGGCCUGCCCUAUAUGUUGAUAGAGUUGUGUGGUUGAGGGUUGGUACUGAUUGUUGCCCAGGGGCAGCAGUGCCGCUCGAUGCAGUUGAAGGACACCGUGUCCCAUGCAGGGUCUGGUGCUAUAAAAGCCUGAACUCAUGCACAGGCCACUGGGUCUGGAGCGGUGAAUGAGGGAAUGAGGAGCUGGCUUCGUCAAGGCAAAAAAUUCACACUGUUUCAUCUGCCUCAAGGUGUUUCAGAGUGUACAGUAGCCCCAGUAGCUAUGGAGGACAGUGACCGUGAUGUUGACUCUGCGUCAGAUGAGCAGAACUCUGUCCCUGCGUCACCUGAACCCAGGGCGCAUACAGAAGAAAAGCACUUUCCUAAAGAAGACUCGGAAGAUUCAGAGCUGGAGAACAUUAUGGGACAUCACCCUCCCACAGAUGGGCACGCGUCCGGGCACCAUAAGGGUGAUGGUGAGGGUCAUAGCAGACCCCACACCCCGGGAACGCCCACUUUUCUGAGGCCUGUGGCGGCACCCAGGAGCCCGGGAGAGUUAGACCACGAGUCCAGAACCGUGGCUCAGCGCGGUCAUGUGGACUUUAAUCUGCCGUCUCCCAUCAGCCCCUCCAGGCCUAGAAGCCCUUGGGGUUGUUAUGAUCCAUAUGCUGCUGAGGACCAGGAUAAGGAGUAUGUGGGAUUUGCAACUUUACCAAAUCAAGUUCACCGGAAAUCUGUGAAAAAGGGCUUUGACUUCACUUUAAUGGUAGCAGGAGAGUCGGGUUUAGGAAAAUCCACCCUGGUCAACAGUCUCUUCCUCACAGAUCUAUAUAAAGACCGAAAACUGCUUAAUGCUGAGGAGAGGAUCACUCAGACGGUAGAGAUCACUAAACACACAGUGGACAUCGAGGAGAAGGGCGUCAAACUAAAGCUUACCAUCGUAGACACACCGGGAUUCGGAGAUGCAGUCAAUAACACUGAGUGCUGGAAGUCGGUUGCAGACUACAUAGACCAGCAGUUUGAGCAGUACUUCAGAGAUGAGAGCGGACUUAACCGAAAAAACAUUCAGGAUAACCGAGUACACUGCUGUCUGUACUUCAUUUCACCCUUCGGUCAUGGUUUAAGGCCUCUUGAUGUUGAGUUUAUGAGGGCUCUACAUGAGAAGGUGAAUAUUGUGCCUGUGCUAGCUAAAGCCGAUACGCUCACCCCUACUGAGGUCAAAAAGAAGAAAAUCAAGAUUCGAGAGGAGAUUGAGCAGUAUGGGAUCAAGAUCUACCAGUUUCCAGAUUGCGAUUCAGAUGAGGACGAGGAAUUCAAACAGCAAGAUCAAGAACUCAAGGACAGUAUUCCCUUUGCUGUGAUUGGCAGUAACACAGUCGUGGAGGCCAAAGGGAAGAGGGUUAGAGGACGUCUGUACCCCUGGGGAAUUGUAGAAGUGGAGAACCCAGCACACUGUGACUUUGUAAAGUUGAGGAACAUGUUGGUACGAACACACAUGCAGGAUCUGAAGGAUGUGACGCGGGAAACUCAUUAUGAGAACUACAGAGCUCACUGCAUUCAGAGCAUGACGCGCAUGGUGGUGAAGGAACGCAACCGCAACAAACUGACCAGAGAGAGCGUUACUGACUUCCCCAUUCCCGUGGUACCCGCCGUCGCUGACAAUGAGACGGAGAAGCUCAUCCGAGAGAAGGAUGAGGAGUUGCGACGAAUGCAGGAAAUGCUUCAGAAGAUCCAGGAGCAGAUGCACACGCAGAAAGAGGCGUAUUAACACUGCGUCGCUUUGAUUUGAAGCUUCGCCCCUUGACCUCACUCACCAGGCCAGCCGCACUCCAUUCCCUUUCAGAUCACAAUAGUGUGGUGUCUUUAAACCCAAUAGAUCUGUGAUGUUCACUUUAAUGUAAACAGUUUAUGAUCAACAAAAACAGGCCUUAACUUUAGACUCACUGAAAGUCCAGGGCAUAUUUCACAUAAAAAAAGAAAAACACUUUAAAAAGAAAUUAUAUUUUCAAGGAAAAAUGAAAUAGAAAUGUUUAUAUUUUGACAUUGUGACAUCUUUUCAAAUACGCACAUUCCAAGUCCCAUUCUUAUUACUUGUCUUUGAUACAGGAAAAAACAUAAGACCCUGUGUCCACCAAAGCAUUUAAAUGCUGCUGACUGUGUUUCUUUAGCUGAGAGCUU
Misgurnus anguillicaudatus (oriental weatherfish) is the source of this 4257-nucleotide messenger RNA. It is a transcript of the gene septin4b, whose product is annotated as septin 4b. Gene Ontology annotation, molecular function: GTP binding. The record is from RefSeq and is a predicted model, not a curated record. Lineage: Eukaryota; Metazoa; Chordata; Actinopteri; Cypriniformes; Cobitidae.